This is a messenger RNA of Onychomys torridus (southern grasshopper mouse), 2833 nucleotides long. RefSeq names its product zinc finger and BTB domain containing 22 (gene Zbtb22). The record is from RefSeq and is a predicted model, not a curated record. Lineage: Eukaryota; Metazoa; Chordata; Mammalia; Rodentia; Cricetidae. Gene Ontology annotation, biological process: regulation of transcription by RNA polymerase II. The coding region runs from base 172 to 2367 and encodes 731 amino acids. The transcript has 2 exons. Gene Ontology annotation, molecular function: RNA polymerase II cis-regulatory region sequence-specific DNA binding; protein binding; DNA-binding transcription factor activity, RNA polymerase II-specific.
UCCCGUGAGCCAGCUAAGGUCCACAGCUGGGGUGGAGCCUGAGGAGCGGAAGCCAGUCCUGGUCGUCAGUGGGAAAAGGCAGGCUUGCAGCAUUAAAGGGGAACGAAGGCUUCGGCCAAACCAGGUCCUGGGUCCUCAGCGGCGGAGGGGACCUGGUACCUUUAAGGUGGAAUGACGACCUGGUCCUUUAAAGGAGAAGUGUCGGUGUCGGUCGAGUUUCGCCCAGCGGCACGGGAGGGGUGCUGGCCUGCGCCUUUAAGGUCGCAGGUCCGGGAGGCGGAGCGGAGGCGGAGGGCGGAGGGAGUCGGCACAAGAUGGCGGCGGGAGGGGCUGGGGCUGCGGCUCCGGUCGCCGAGUGAGGGGGGGCCGGGGGCGCGCGGCCAGAAGCCCCCCCGGCCGCCGUCCUCUGCCCUGCCUUCCUGUGGCUGGGGGGGUGUCUCCUCCUUCCACGACAUGGAGCCGUCUCCGCUGUCACCCGGUGGGGCGGCUCUCCCACUGCCCCUGCCGCUGGCUCCACCGCCACUGCCCCUGCCAGCAGCUGCGGUGGUACACGUGUCCUUCCCCGAAGUGACCAGUGCCCUCCUGGAGUCCCUCAACCAGCAGCGGCUGCAGGGCCAGCUCUGCGAUGUGUCCAUCCGGGUGCAGGGACGGGAGUUCCGAGCUCACCGGGCUGUCCUGGCCGCCUCCUCUCCUUACUUCCACGACCAGGUCCUGCUCAAAGGCAUGACCUCCAUCUCCCUGCCGAGCGUCAUGGACCCAGGUGCUUUUGAAACUGUGCUGGCCUCAGCGUACACAGGCCGCCUCAGCAUGGCCGCUGCUGACAUUGUCAACUUCCUCACCGUGGGCUCGGUCCUGCAGAUGUGGCACAUUGUGGACAAGUGCACCGAGCUCCUUCGCGAGGGCAGAUCCUCAGCCGCGACCACCACUGUCACUAGCGCCGCGGCCCCCUCUGUGUCUGGCCCUGGUGCCAGCGUCCCCUCGGGGAGCGGGGGCACUGUAGCCCCUGCCACCGUGGGCUCUGUUCGCCCCCACACUUCCAGCCGGGCCAGUGAGAACCAGUCUCCCAGCAGUAGCAACUACUUCAGCCCCCGGGAGUCCACUGACUUCUCCUCUUCCUCCCAAGAUGCAUUUGUGGCGUCGGCCGUCGGCUGUGGGAACCGUCGAGACGGUGGCCCUGUGUUCCCAGUCCCCGUGGUUGGCAGUGCGGGUGCCACCUCGGGAAAGUUGCUGCUGGAGGCCGAUGAGCUGUGUGAUGAUGGUGGGGACGGGAGAGGGGCUGCGGCGGCCCCUGGCGCUGGGCUCCGGAGGCCUGCCUGCGUGCCUGCCAGUGCUGUGCCGCAGAAGCACUGGGUGUAUGUGAAGCGAGGGAGAAACUGCCCGGCACCAGCGUCUCUGGUUCACCAAGACCCAGAUCUAGAGGACGAGGAAGAAGAGGAAGAUCUGGUGUUGACCUGUGAGGAUGAUGAGGACGAAGAACUGGGUGGGGGUGGCUCAGGGGGCCCUGCAGGGGGAGAGCCCGAGGCUACUCUCAGUAUCAGUGAUGUGCGGACCUUGACCGAGCCUCCAGACAAACGGGAGGAACAGGUCAACUUCUGUGAGUCCUCCAACGACUUUGGCCCCUAUGAGGGUGGGGGGCCCGGGGCAGGGCUUGACGACCCAGGAGGACCCACCCCGUCCUCCUACACCCCCACCCACCCUCCACGACCCCUCCUCCCGUUGGACGUGCCGGGGAACCAGAUCUUGGUUUUCCCAUCCUCCUCUUCACAGGCUCCAGGACAGCCGCCGGGGAACGCGGUAGAACACGGGGCAGUGACCCUGGGGGGCACCUCUGCGGUGGGGCUAGGCAUGCCAGGUGGCUCUGGUGGGGCCCCCGGAGGGGCGGGCGGCAGCGACGGGAAUAAGAUCUUUUUGUGCCACUGUGGGAAGGCUUUCUCGCAUAAGAGUAUGCGGGACCGGCACGUGAACAUGCAUCUCAACCUGCGACCUUUUGACUGCCCCGUCUGCAACAAGAAGUUUAAGAUGAAACACCACCUGACCGAGCACAUGAAGACGCACACAGGCCUCAAGCCCUACGAGUGCGGUGUCUGCGCCAAGAAGUUCAUGUGGCGGGACAGCUUCAUGCGGCACCGGGGACACUGUGAGCGCCGGCACCGGAUGGGCGGGGGCGGGGCCGCGCCGGGACCCGGACCGGGACCGGGACCCGGGGCUGCCAUCGGGCCAGCCUUGCAACCUAAGAGGGAGUCUUCCGGAGGGGGUGGGGGCAGCGGCGACGAGGCGAAUUCGGCCACACCCCCACCCCACAGGCGUGUCUGGUCCCCACCCAGCGUGCACAAGGUGGAGAUGGAUUUCAGCGGGGGCGCACACUGAAGCGCCGCGGGCCCCCGGGCUUCCCCACUGCACUGUCUUCCCUUACUUCUGUGGACUUGUAUAUAUUCUAGAGGGCGUGGGUUGCACCAUCGCCAGCCGGCUCCGUUCCUCAGCCCCGGCCUCCCUCGGUUUCCCCUUCUCUCUGGGGCACACCAGCGCCCCACCUUUACGGAACGGGGCCCGCCCGGGGCGGGGAGGGGAAGGGGGCAUUGGAGCAUCCCGGAGUCACAGGGUCAACGGUCAGGUUGUGCUCGUUUGUGCCUGGUCUGUGUGUGUGUGUUGGGACGAGGCCUUUGGAGGCCUUUCCCCUCCCGAAGGGUACGCCCCUUACUUAUUUCUGUGCCGUCCCACUCUUCCCGGGGGGAUCCCCGAUUGGGUCUCAUGGAAGUGGGUGGAGACAAGGAGUGAGUCGCGUCGUGUAGGUUUUAAUUUUUAACGGUGAUUAAAAUAUUUAUUGGUCACUUCA